AUGAAGAAAAGAAGUGAAUAUCUUCCUCCCGGACCUCCUGGCUGGCCUAUUGUGGGAAACCUUCUACAGCUGGGGAAAAACCCAAAUGAAUCAAUGUGGGCUCUUUCUCAGAAAUACGACCCUCUCAUGACUCUCUCUCUCGGCAUGAAAACUGCUGUGGUGGUUUCAUCCUCUGAAAUGGCAAAGGAGAUCUUCAAAACCCACGACAAAAGCUUUGCAGGACGGCCUGUGUUAGAAGCAGUCACGGUUCUUUCUCACCACAAAUCCUCAAUAGUGUUUGCUCAGUAUGGAGAUUACUGGAGGAAAUUGAGGCGAAUCGCCACCACAGAGCUUUUCUCUACCAGCAGACUCCAAGCGCUACAACAUCUCAGAAGAGAUCAAGGUCUCAAUCUCAUGAGCAGCGCCAUCUUCAGUAAGAACUUUUUCGAUCCCAACAAUCCAGACUCUGCAGAAUUGAGGAACACUUUUACUGAGUCGCUGAGGUUGGCCGGAAUACCCAAUUUGGCCGACUUUUAUCCAUUUUUGAGAUUCCUGGACCCUCAGGGCGUGAGCCGUGGUGUGACCGUCCAUAAUAAGCGACUACAUAAGUUGUUAGAUGUAUUCAUACAAGAUCGGCUGGCGGCGAGGAGGAGAGGCGUGGAUCUUCCCUAG
Messenger RNA from Cryptomeria japonica (Japanese cedar), 651 nucleotides. RefSeq names its product sugiol synthase-like. Gene Ontology annotation, molecular function: heme binding; iron ion binding; monooxygenase activity. The coding region runs from base 1 to 651 and encodes 216 amino acids. The transcript is spliced from 2 exons. Lineage: Eukaryota; Viridiplantae; Streptophyta; Pinopsida; Cupressales; Cupressaceae. The record is from RefSeq and is a predicted model, not a curated record.